Molecule: messenger RNA, 2133 nt
Organism: Nematolebias whitei (Rio pearlfish)
Lineage: Eukaryota; Metazoa; Chordata; Actinopteri; Cyprinodontiformes; Rivulidae
Exons: 11
Coding region: 1-2133 (710 amino acids)
Biological process (GO): potassium ion import across plasma membrane; potassium ion homeostasis; chloride transmembrane transport
Cellular component (GO): membrane
Molecular function (GO): potassium:chloride symporter activity
Source: RefSeq, a predicted model, not a curated record
AUGACGGAGCGGACUCCUCUCCUCCACUACCGCCUCGUCAGCAGCGUCAGUGACCCGGAGCAGCCGGCUCCUCCGGCCCGGGCUGCCCCGGAGCGGCUCCCGGGCAGCCCGGGCCAGCAGAGGUCCACCCAGCGGCGGCAACAACCCCCGAAGCUCUCCAUCUUCUUCGGCGUGGUCAUCCCGACCCUGCUGUCCAUGUUCAGCGUGGUAGUCUUCCUCAGGAUAGGUGGCUACACUGUUGAUUACACAACAGGGACGAUGAUGACCUUUGCCACUGUUUUUGCUGUGAUGUUCAAUGGUUGCACUGGCAUCAUGGCCGGCUCCAACAUGUCCGGUAACCUACAAGUACCAAGUUAUCAGCGUGAAACUUACACAGCAAUAACAUACUCUUUCAGUACCAAACAAACCCUGUCCACAUAUCUUGCUUGUACUUGUACUUAUCUGCUUCUUCAGAGGGACUACAGUUUUCUCAGAGACAUCAAUGUCUGGUAUCCCUUUGUCAUCGUUGGAGUGUAUUCCUCAACUCUCUCUGCUGCAAUGAGCAAUCUCAUCGGAGCCUCCCGCAUCCUCUACGCCUUGGCAAAAGAUGACUUGUUUGGUAAGGCGCUGUCUCUAGCUAAGAGGACGUCCCACAGUGGAAACCCCUGGGUCUCUGUCCUAAUUUCCUGGUUUCUUGUGCAGUUGGUGUUGUUUUCAGGAAAGCUCAACACCAUUGCCAGCAUUGUGACCAUCUUCUUUCUGCUGGUGUAUGCUGCAGUGGACCUUGCUUGCCUUGCCCUGGAAUGGGCCUCUGCACCUAAUUUCAGGCCCACUUUCCGUUACUUCACCUGGCAUACGUGUGUGUUGGGCAUCAUUGGUUGUGCCAUCAUGAUGUUUCUAAUCAACGCCAUUUAUGCGUCAGCCAGCAUAGCCUUCAUGCUGCUCCUGCUGCUGCUGAUUCACUACCUCAGCCCCGUGUCCAGCUGGGGAUACAUCAGCCAGGCUCUCAUUUUCCACCAGGUCCGUAAGUACCUUCUGAUGCUCGACGUCAGGAAGGACCACAUCAAGUUCUGGAGGCCCCAGAUUCUUCUGAUGGUUUCCAACCCUCGCAGCACCGUGGGCCUCAUCACCUUCAUCAAUGACAUAAAAAAGAGUGGGCUUUACGUGCUGGGACAUGUCCAACUCGGAGAUCUCAUCUUAAACUUUUUAGGUGGGAUGCGGCCUAACACCUUGGUGCUUGGAUUUUAUGAUGACUGUCUUCCAAGAGACAAGCUGAUCGAUCCCUCCCUGUCUUCCAGCGAGUCCACAGAUCCUUUCAGCCAUUCCCAAGAGCUUGAGCAACCUCCUCUUUUCCUAUUUAACCUCCUGCGGGGGUCAAGUGACAGACAUGAUUAUGGGGAAUCUGGGGAUGGGAAGGUUCUUGGCCCUCAGGAGUAUGUAGCAAUCAUUAGUGAUGCCAUGAAGAUGCUUAAAAAUGUGGUAUUAGCUCGAUACUUCAAUGAUUUUGAUAGAGCCCAAGUCCUCUCGCCAUCAUCCCCCGGGAAGGUGUUUGUUGAUGUCUGGCCAAUUAACCUGAUGCGGCCAGACAGUUGCAGCUAUGUUGAUACUUGCUCUCUUUUCUUGCUACAGCUAGCAUGUAUCCUUAACAUGGUGAAAGCCUGGCGUAAAGCAAAGCUGCGCCUCUUCCUAUGUGUAGAGGAGGGGCAAAGUGUAAGGGGCUCAGAGGAAAAACUCGGCCAGCUGCUGAAAGAGUUGAGAAUUAAAGCUCAGGUGCGCACUGUGCCCUGGGACCAGGUGGUGGCACUACACUGGCAGCGCCAGGGCAGCUGGAGCAGGAAGGAGCAGUCACGGCCUCCGGGCCUUGCAGCAGACGAGAACAAGGAGAGAGCUGUCGAAGAGGAUGAAGAUGAUUUCGUUAACAGCUUCCCGAGUAAUGCCACCCGUGUAUCAGAUGACUACCUCUCAGCUGUCAACGGGCUGAUCCUAGAUCAAUCCAGGCCACCUCCUAGUGUGCGUUUCCUGUACUUGCCCCGCCCCCCAGCUGACACACGCCGCUACCCAGCUUAUUUACGUCAGCUGGAACUUCUUACUCAGGAUUUGGGACCCACACUACUCAUCCAUGGUGUCACUCCUGUCAUCACCACUGACCUCUGA